AUGGAAUUUUACUACGUAGAAGAACUAUGCCAGUUGUCCAGAAAUGGAAAUUUGAAAAGCAUCUGUCAUCUGCUAGACGACCACAAGGAGUUCGAUAAAGGAAGAAUCAAGAAAGCAAUGGAAGAGGCACUUUCGGUGGCAGUUGAAAGUGGCCAUGUAGAAAUCGUUGAAUUUCUUGUAGAUUAUGGAGUGAACACUAUCGCAGAAUGCAGAGAUGAGAGGAGCCUACUAUUUAAAGCAGCUUCCAGCGGGAACACCGAAUUAGUAAAAUAUCUCUUUGAGUGCGGACAAGACAUUGACGCAGAUGAUAUGAACCACAGGACUGCCUUGCACUCAGCAUCAUUCAAAGGAGACUUAAAAAUGGUCAAAUGCCUAAUUGAGUGUGGUGCCGACAAGAAUUCUAGAGACAGUUGUCAGAAAACUCCAUUACAUUUCGCAGCCUUGCGCGGAAACGUGGAAUUGGUGGAACUGUUGGCUCGAAAUGGUGCUGAUUUUGCCGCAAAAGACAAGCAAAGGUUAACUCCGAUGCAUUAUGCGGCAGAUGGAUCAGGCGGCAAAGUGCUCGAAAUGUCGACGACCAGUGAAACCAGCGUCAGUGCGGCGAACUGA
Enterobius vermicularis (human pinworm) is the source of this 609-nucleotide messenger RNA. Lineage: Eukaryota; Metazoa; Nematoda; Chromadorea; Rhabditida; Oxyuridae. The record is from the annotation of a GenBank genome assembly.